Molecule: messenger RNA, 909 nt
Organism: Zygosaccharomyces rouxii
Lineage: Eukaryota; Fungi; Ascomycota; Saccharomycetes; Saccharomycetales; Saccharomycetaceae
Gene: SPE4
Product: spermine synthase
Exons: 1
Coding region: 1-909 (302 amino acids)
Biological process (GO): spermidine biosynthetic process
Cellular component (GO): cytosol
Molecular function (GO): spermidine synthase activity
Source: RefSeq, a predicted model, not a curated record
AUGAGCGGUCAACAUCCCAGUAUAAAAGAAGGUUGGUUUACGGAGCUUAGCGACGAGCAUUUCCCCGGGCAGGGUUUUUCACUCCAAGUGGAACAGGUUUUACACCAUUCACGCAGUGAAUUCCAAGAUGUCCUAGUCUUUAAAAGCACCAAUUUUGGUAAUGUGUUGGUUUUAGAUGGUAUAAUCCAAUGUGCCGAGCGAGAUGAGUUUGCAUAUCAAGAGAUGAUCUCCCACGUUCCAUUAUUUGCUCAUGGUAAUCCUAAAAAUGUGCUUGUCAUUGGUGGUGGUGAUGGUGGUGUCAUUAGAGAAGUGGUCAAACACGAUUGUGUGGAGAAAGUCACACUAGUGGAAAUUGAUAAAACCGUUAUCGAUUUAUCUCAACAAUUCCUUCCCAGUAUGGCGUGUGCUUUGAACCACCCAAAAGUACAUAUAAACUUGUGUGAUGGAUUUCAAUUCCUGAGAGAUGUUGCCCUUGCUGCUAUUGAUGAAAGGUAUGAUGUGAUCAUUACCGAUUCCUCGGAUCCGGAAGGUCCUGCUGAAGCCUUCUUCCAAAAGGAAUAUUUCGAAUUAUUAAAGGCAGCAUUGAAUCCAGGUGGAAUUGUAAUUGCACAGGCUUCAGAGAAUUUUUGGUUAAAUAUCGACUAUUUGCAAGGACUAAUGAACAUCGCUCAUUCGGUGUUUCAGAAAGCCAAUUACUGUUAUACUACUGUCCCCACUUAUACUUCAGGCCAAUUGGGCCUCAUCAUCUGUAGCGAUGAUAGUCGACUAGAUCUCACAAGGCCUCAAAGGCAUCCAUCCCAACAGGAACAAGAUAUUUUGAAAUAUUACAACCCUGAAAUUCAUCACGCUUCUUUCAUACUGCCAACUUGGGCUGAUAGAUUGAUUAAUGGCAGGAAUGAUGGUAUCUGA